AUGUCUAUGGAAAGUAAAAAAAUUUGUACUGUGAAAACCAGGAACUUUGGGGACGAACUAGAAUGUGUAAAAAGCAAAUUUGGUAAGCUGUUCAUUGAGGUGUGUGUGAUUGAGUAA
Messenger RNA from Theileria orientalis strain Shintoku, 117 nucleotides. RefSeq lists its product as hypothetical. Lineage: Eukaryota; Apicomplexa; Aconoidasida; Piroplasmida; Theileriidae. The transcript has a single exon. The record is from RefSeq and is a predicted model, not a curated record. The coding region runs from base 1 to 117 and encodes 38 amino acids.